UCAGUUCCAGCAAAGAGUGGAUCCGAGAAACAGUUCCGAUACGUCGAAGAGGAGGAGUCGGAAGAGCUGCCACCGCCUCACCAGAGGUAUCACAUCCCGCACUCUGACAAACAGGUGGAUGAGCCGCCAUUGGAUCCCAUACCCCCUCCCCGACCCGACUACCCGAUACCCAUACCUAUACCUUCAUUCAAUGAUCGGCCAUUGGUUACCGUGGAUUCGCACAAAAACCCCCAUGGUAAGGAUGUCGGGGUCGGUGUUAAUUUGGGGGAAACGUUUCAAAUGGAUCUGAAGAGAGGAUCCGGCAAUUUCGGGGAAAAGGCCCUCAACUUAGGUCUCAAUGUAUUGAGUGGUUUGGUUCGCGUCAAUAUCCAAAGGGAUGGCAAUCGUCGCCAUUCGGGCAAAAGGGGACCCAUCGUUAUAAAUAGCAAUGAAUUGCGGAAACGGUUUGAGACGAAGGGAGAGAUCACUGAUAUUAAUGUGAAUCCAACCAAACGUCACGCCAUUAUUGGCUAUAAAGACAAAGACAGCGCCGAAGAGGCCAUCAAUUACUUCCACAAGACAUAUAUCUUCACGAAUAAGAUUAGCGUUAAUUUGAGUGACAAUACGGACAAGAAGUUCAUUAAAUACGACAAAACUCGUGAUCUCAUCGCAGAGGAGGAGAAACAACAGAAAGACAUCGAAAAGAAGCAGAAGAAGGAGAAGAAGAAGAAGAUAUUGAACGACGAGUUGGAAGAACUCCGAAAGGAUCCAGAAUUCGACGAAUUCCUGAAACUCCAGAGGAAUGUCGAUUCGGGAAAAGGGAAACACAUUUGGAGUAAUGAUCUGACAAUAGCUGAGAAUAAUGUCCAAAGUGUUGAUAACGACGACCAGAACGACGAGUCUGAAGGUCCGGAAGAAGAAGAAGACGACGACAACAAGAAUGACGGCAACGAUAAGAAGAAGUCGUCGAAGAAGUUUGAGAAGAAGAGCCGCCAAAAACGAAUAUAUAGCAAACCCUGCGUCUUGGAGUUGACACAAGUGAUGGUCAAACACAGAGGGUUUAUGGACGGCCACCGCAUUGAGAUCACAAGAAUGGACGCCAAUAAACCCAAAGCCGACGCAAACGCCAACACAAAAGCGAACCCAAAAAAGGAGCCGAAGUGGAAGUUCGCGGAACCGGCGUCCGAACCGGUCGGCGAAUCGGGCAGAAUAUAUGUCCGCAAUCUUUCCUACACCUGCGAUGAGACAGAAUUGCGGGAACUCUUUGAACAAUACGGACAGUUAUCUGAGUUUAAUUUACCCAUCGAUUCAUACACGAAGAAACAGAAAGGCUUCGCUUUCGUGACGUAUGUAUUCCCCGAACACGCAGUGAAAGCGGUCGCAGAGUUGGACAAAACCGAUUUUCGCGGACGACUACUGCAUCUGAUCGCUGCUAAACCCAAACCCGAGGACUUUGUGCCGCCGUUUGUGGCGGAGAACGAGAAGUCGUCGUAUAAGAAGACAAAACAGGCAGAGAAGAAGAGUGAGGCCCACAGCUCUCACCAGUGGAACAGUCUGUUCAUCGGUACGAACGCCGUGGCGGACAUUAUGGCCAAAAAGUUUAACAUAAAAAAGUCGGAUCUGUUGGCCGACAGUACGGCGAAAGAUAGCGUCGCCGUACGGAUGGCUUUGGGAGAGACACAGAUUGUGAACGAAAUGAGACGCUUUUUGCUCGAGAAUGGCGUCCAUUUGAAAGCGUUUGGCGAGUCGUCCGCCGGUCAGAGAAGCAAAACAGUGAUUCUCGUCAAGAAUUUACCCAUCGAUACGAAAGCCGAAGAGAUUCGGGCGUUGUUUGAGAGACACGGACUCGUUCUGAGAGUGAUUCUACCCCCCAAUGGGGUGACGGCUAUCGUUGAGAUGCAAGAGACAAACGAAGCGAAACAAGCGUUCAAUAAGUUGGCGUACAAUAACUUCAAACACUUCCCGUUAUAUCUAGAGUGGGCUCCGGAUAACGUGUUUAGAGAUCCCGACAACAAGAAUAUCGACAAAGAGAUCGACGAAUUGAUCGCUUUGGAGAAGACGGACGCAGAGCUGACUAAACAGAACAUUACUAGCGAUGAGAAACCCGAUAGAAAUACAUACGAAACGAAUAGGAAUGAAGAGUUAGAUGUAGAGCCGGAAGAGGACACGACUUUAUUCGUUAAGAAUCUGUACUUUGAGACGAGUGAUGAAGAUUUUGGCAAUCAUUUCAGAAAAUGUGGACAAAUAUAUAGCGCGAACAUCGCCUACAAGAAGAGUGCCGAUAAAGUGCUGUCCAUGGGUUACGGUUUCGUUCAAUUUGUUUAUCAAAAAUCUGCUCAAAAGGCGCUCAAAGAAUUACAGAAUUCAGUACUCGAUGGACACACACUAGAACUCAAACUUUCCAAUAGAACCACACAAUUGAGACAAAAUGCGUCUUCCGGUCGGAGAUCAGCCAAUGAGACACAAUCGAAACAAACGGGAACUAAGAUUUGUGUUAAGAAUAUACCAUUUGAGGCCACGCAAGACGAUGUGAAAAAGCUUUUUAGUGUUUUCGGUGAACUCAAAGCAGUGCGACUGCCGAAGAAAUUGGCACAAAUAGGAACUUAUCGUGGAUUUGGUUUCGUAGACUUUGUAACCAAAACCGACGCAAAAGUACGUUCAACGGACAUGAAAGGACUUCCAUUCAAAGUGAAGAAGCGUCAGAUCAAAGACUUCAUCGAACCUCUAAAGCCUAUGAGUCUUCGGUUACCGCCGAAAGUGAAAGGAAUCGCUUAUAUAUCGUUUGGGACGCAGAAAGAGUUGACACAAGUGAUGGUCAAACACAGAGGUUUUAUGGACGGCCACCGCAUUGAGAUCACAAGAAUGGACGCCAAUAAACCCAAAGCCGACGCAAACGCCAACACAAAAGUGAACCCAAAAAAGGAGCCGAAGUGGAAGUUUGCGGAACCGGCGUCGGAACCGGUGGGCGAAUCGGGCAGAAUAUAUGUCCGCAACCUUUCCUACACCUGCGAUGAGACAGAAUUGCGGGAACUCUUUGAACAAUACGGACAGUUAUCUGAGUUUAAUUUACCCAUCGAUUCAUACACGAAGAAACAGAAGGGCUUUGCUUUCGUGACGUAUGUAUUCCCAGAACACGCCGUGAAAGCGGUCGCAGAGUUGGACAAAACCGAUUUUCGCGGACGACUACUGCAUCUGAUCGCUGCUAAACCCAAACCCGAAGACUUUGUGCCGCCGUUUGUGGCGGAGAACGAGAAGUCGUCGUAUAAGAAGACAAAACAGGCAGAGAAAAAGAGUGACGCCCAUAGCUCUCAUCAGUGGAACAGUUUGUUCAUCGGUACGAACGCCGUGGCGGACAUUAUGGCCAAAAAGUUUAACAUAAAAAAGUCGGAUCUGUUGGCCGACAGUACGGCCAAAGAUAGCGUCGCCGUACGGAUGGCUUUGGGAGAGACACAGAUUGUGAACGAAAUGAGACGCUUUUUGCUCGAGAAUGGCGUCCAUUUGAAAGCGUUCGGCGAGUCGUCCGCCGGUCAGAGAAGCAAAACAGUGAUUCUCGUCAAGAAUUUGCCCAUCGAUACGAAAGCCGAAGAGAUUCGGGCGCUGUUUGAGAGACACGGACUCGUUCUGAGAGUGAUUCUACCGCCCAAUGGAGUGACGGCUAUCGUUGAGAUGCAAGAGACGAGCGAAGCGAAACAGGCGUUCAAUAAGUUGGCGUACAAUAACUUCAAACACUUCCCGCUAUAUCUAGAGUGGGCUCCGGAUAACGUGUUCAGAGAUCCCGACAACAAGAAUAUCGACAAAGAGAUCGACGAAUUGAUCGCUUUGGAGAAGACGGACGCAGAACUGACUAAACAGAACAUUACUAGCGAUGAGAAACCCGACAGAAAUCCAUACGAAACGAAUACGAAUGAAGAGUUAGAUAUAGAGCCGGAAGAGGACACGACUUUAUUUGUGAAGAAUCUAUACUUCGAGACGAGUGACGAAGAUUUUGGCAAUCAUUUCCGAAAAUGUGGACAAAUAUAUAGCGCGAACAUCGCCUACAAGAAGAGUGCCGAUAAAGUGCUGUCUAUGGGUUACGGUUUCGUUCAAUUUGUUUAUCAAAAAUCUGCUCAAAAGGCGCUCAAAGAAUUGCAGAAUUCAGUACUCGAUGGACACACACUAGAACUCAAACUUUCCAAUAGAACCACACAAUUGAGACAAAAUGCGUCUUCCGGUCGGAGAUCAGCCAAUGAGACACAAUCGAAACAAACGGGAACUAAGAUUUGUGUUAAGAAUAUACCAUUUGAGGCCACGCAAGACGAUGUGAAAAAGCUUUUUAGUGUUUUCGGUGAACUCAAAGCAGUGCGACUGCCGAAGAAAUUGGCACAAAUAGGAACUUAUCGUGGAUUUGGUUUCGUAGACUUUGUAACCAAAACCGACGCAAAAAGAGCGUUUGACGCGUUAUGCCAUUCAACUCACUUAUAUGGCAGACCAUUAGUGCUCGAGUGGGCCAGAGAUGCCGGCGAUGACACGUCUGACACAGAAGCCCGACGUGUGGCCACCGGAACGGCGCACAAAGUCGACUGCACCCAAAACUGGAAGAGCUGUCAUCAACAGAUGCACGGCUACGGAGGCACUGAAACUACUACUACUCAAGAGCUGCCGAAAUGGUAUUAUAUUGUGUGA
Molecule: messenger RNA, 4641 nt
Organism: Medioppia subpectinata
Lineage: Eukaryota; Metazoa; Arthropoda; Arachnida; Sarcoptiformes; Oppiidae
Source: the annotation of a GenBank genome assembly